AUGGCGUCUAUUCACGAUUUCGAGAACGACGAGGCAUGGAAAACAUACUUUUCAAACCUCGAAUUCGCCGGAGAGCCCACAGAGACGCAGAUAACCAAACUCAAGAACAAAUGGUACAAGAAAAACAUU
This is a messenger RNA of Sphaeroforma arctica JP610, 129 nucleotides long. RefSeq lists its product as hypothetical. Lineage: Eukaryota; Ichthyosporea; Ichthyophonida. The annotation marks the transcript as partial. The record is from RefSeq and is a predicted model, not a curated record. The transcript has a single exon.